This is a messenger RNA of Anolis carolinensis (green anole), 3952 nucleotides long. RefSeq names its product spermatogenesis associated 1 (gene spata1). Lineage: Eukaryota; Metazoa; Chordata; Lepidosauria; Squamata; Anolidae. The coding region runs from base 888 to 2498 and encodes 536 amino acids. The record is from RefSeq and is a predicted model, not a curated record. The transcript has 13 exons.
UACGGACAACGCCGGCUCUUCGGCUUAGAAAUGGAGAUGAGCACCAACCCCCAGAGUCGGUCACGACUGGAAUUAACGUCAGGGGAAAACCUUUACCUUUUUUACCUAUUUCACAUAUAUCUAUAUCAUUGCAGUUUUAGAUUUUGCUGGGUAUUUCUUAUCUAAAUUUCUGUGAAUUUAAAUUCUAGUUAGACUGACACAAAUCAGCUAUCCAUAGAAAGGUAGCCCUUUACAAAAGUCACCUCCUUUUUGUUAGAGAUGUCAUUCUGCACUGCCUGUCUCUAUUGUUAGAUAGCAAGCCUAGAGCAGAGUUAGGGACACCUUCCCACAGUCCUAUGCAUGCUUGAUAGGCUUUACUCUUAUUUCCUUCUUCCUGUCCUGUUUAGAUUCACCCCAUCCUUUUGUUGAUUUUAGAAAUCUCUCCUAGGGCUUGAUGUAACUUCCUCAAUUUGGCCUUUGGAAUUUUUAUGGCCCUAGAGAAGAAAGGGACUCACCACGAGGUGGUCGUCCUUCAUUCUUCCUGCUUUGUUUCACAGAGAGGACGCAUUUUGUCCCCUCUUGUAGUCAAGAUGUAGCUAUCUAGAUUCUUUGUUAUUUUGAUCCGUCUACCUAUCUUAGACCAGAUUAGAUAAGCUAGUAAGCUCCAAACCUUUUCUAUCCAUCAGUGGAUUUCCUUUUACCUCAAUAAAUGCUUUUAAACUUUUAAGCUGACUUUGCGAUCCUUUGCCAUCCUGAAGAAGACAAAGGCCUUCCUAAACUCACUCCACUUCAUAGAACUUCAUGUUUUUUAUGUUCCGGAGGAACUGUGGGAUUUCAAGUUGAAUACAGUUCCUGUAGAUGUCACCAACAAAUUCUUUUCAGCUGGUUUUAUAAGGGUGUCACCUCACAUGACACUGAGAACAUUGAGAGAGCAGUUUGGCGAGUACCUAGGUGAAGAUGCAGUUGUGGAUAAAUUUAUCUUUCUAAAAUGUAUAGGAAAGAAACUUGCAGUGGUGAAAGCAAAGCAAGAGACAGAACUGAAGCUCAAAUCAUUUGCCCCUCCAUAUGCCUUUCACCCAGAACUGUAUUUGUUACCAGGAGUAGAAAGUAUUUAUUUGUCUUCAUCAUCAACCCCAGAGAAACAUCACAAUAAUGCAGACUAUAUACUCUCAUAUACAUCAUAUCAUGGACCAGAUUCCUUAGCUGCUCCAACUCCUGAAGGUGGACAGACUCCACCAGUUUGGGAUAGUUCUUUGAAAAAUCAUCUUAACCAGGAUCAAACAUAUGAUAAUUUUUUAGGAUGUAAUGAGACUGAAAAAACAGAUGUUCCGAGUAUCCAUAUACAACAGAAUUCUGAGCAAAGGAAGAAUGAAAGCGUUAAAGAAAAAUAUAUUUCACACAAAAGAAAUGGGGAAAUAAAUAGUAAGAAAAACCAAAGGGAAUCCAGUACAUCCCCCCAUGCACUGAAUAAUUUAAUCCCUGAUAGACAAAGUUCUAUUAAAAAAUCAAGAUCAGUGAAAAUGCAACAGAGAAUAUCUCUCAACCAAGCUCAAGAGACACAUAAUCUUACCAGCAAGAGAGAGAAAUCCAUAGAAAUCAUUUCUUCUUCGCACAUAAGUCAAAACCACAAUCAAAACGAAAACAACCAGAUUGAAGAGAAAAACAUCUCACAAAAGAUAAAAGAAGAAACUUCUGUCAUGCUGGAUGCCAAAAAUGGAGGCAGUCCAAUAGGAAUAGAAAGACAUACCACAGGGGACUCAGGAAUACCAGAAUCCUUGGAAGAGAGAGACCUGGAAUAUUUACAAAGUGAGAAGAGUCACCAGUGCCCUGGAAUUAACAAGUCUGUUGCUGACACUUGUAGCGUGCAGGAUAAUCAGACUGAUGAAAAUAACCCAAGAGACUUUGCACAUCCAUACCAAUAUCUUUCACCUCCUAGUCCACCUCUUCUGGCUCUAACCGUAAGCAGAACUCAUCCCAACAGAGUAUUUCCAACAGAAGGAAGUGAACUGAACAGACAGUUACAUCUUAUCAAGACAGAAAGAAAGGACUUGGAAAAGACUAGAAUGGAACUGAUUAAAAAAGUGAAAACCUUGCUUGAACAAAACAAGUUCAGGAGAUGUCAAGCCCGUGAUUACUGGAAGAAAAAAUAUUUUGAAGUGAAGAAAGUCACUGUUUCCUUGGAAGAAGUUUUAAACAAACUACGGGAAGAUUUUGAACUUCACUACCAGAAAUUAUUGAUACAACUAGAAGCUAGAGACGUUAGAAAAAAACGUAAUAAUUUAACAUACCUCAUUAAUUCGAAGAAUAAUACAAUAAUCCAGAUCACAACUUUUCAGCAUGAUAUUGACCAGCUGAGGAGAAAGCUAGAUAAUGCAAAAAUGAAGCUUGUCAUAGAAAUCAAGAUGAGAAAGCAGGCAACUUCUGAUUUACGAGCUCUGAAGGCAGAACUGGCACAUAAGAAGGUUCAGGCUUUGAAACUCCAGUCUGGCAAACAUGUAUCUCAGCUGAACCCAAUUUGAUAUUCUUGUCUCUUUAUACGUUUAUAGCUACACACAAAGGCUAUUCUUCUAGUUGUAAUUCGUUAAAACAUCACAGAGAUGCUAUAUGUGUUGAAAUGUGGAUAUUUCAAAACAGUAAUUCAAUCCUGAUGUACUAUGUAGUAGUGCUUGUGCUGAUCACAGUAUUCUCCCAAUCCAUCAUAUGCAGCAGUAAAAGUGAACUCCAUUUGUUUGUGCUGAAGAAACACUAGGGAGUGGGAAAGUCUCACUUUUAGAACUCUGAAGAAUUUACAGUUCUUUCUGCCUCUUUUUGGAUGAAGAAAAUGGUGGAGUCACUGGAUAUUUCCCCAAACUCCAGCUGGCUUUACUUUUGGUAAGAGCACACUUGAACAUGAGGCAGUAAAAAUGGGGAGCUAUUUUCUAUUAAUAUAAUAGCCUGAAAUUGGAAGAUUAUUAUUUAUACGAAACCUAGAGCCAAAAAAAAAGAAAAAGAAGAAGCAAAUGUUCCCCUUGUACUUAUUUCUAAUCUAUGUAAAUCAUAAGUCGUACUUAUAUCUUUUAAUCUUAUGCAUAGUUGUCAACCUCAUCUAAAUCAGUUUUGCUUUGGCAUAUAGUCGAGAACGGAGACUAUACUUUUAAAAAAGACAUUAAUGCACCAGUAUGCCAAAGGUACUAGUAUCCCUAUUAUUGUUGUGCAUAAAAGGAAAAUAUUAAUAAUUCUGUGUUGUUUCCUGGCAUAAAUAGACUGGCCCAAGAGAUGUGAGCUAGAGUGAGAUGAACGAGGGAUGCUGAAUUCCUACACUCUUUUCUGUUUUUGUGGUUUGAACUGCCCAUUUAAAAUUUUAAAAUUCUUAAACUCUCGAAGAAAUUUUCAUAUGCCUAACAACCUCUAUUUUAGUAUUACAGUUUUAAGAGAAACUAGACAAAUAUGUUAUAUCUAUAAAUGACUAUCAAUAGUGGUGUAUAUUAUGUCUUGUAUCAAAUAUGUGUCCUUGUAAAUAAUAAUUGCUACAGAAUAUAAAAUGGAAUAUACUGUUGUACUCAGGUCCUGUUUGUGAGCUUCUCAUAGGCAUCUGAGUACCAACUGUAAAAACAGUAUUACUGGGUUUGAUAGAUUACGUUCUUUUUAAAGUCCUUAAAUCGUCUUGUAGGUGCCAAUCCUACAUCAUGAUUUCAAAUGCCUGAUUUGGGUUUUUACAUAUAUACAUCACAGCAAUCAGAGUUCACCUACAUUUUUAGUAGAAGAUUCGUGCUUAGUGAAAGGCUUCAAAUUAAGCUUCUAAUGUGUAUAAAUUACUGCAUCUUUAAUUAUUUGUAUGGGAGGGAUAUCCUUUCUCUUGUAGGCUGGCAUGCAUUAUAAACAUAAACCUUGCAAGCCUUCUUUUUAGAAUCCCUAGAGGAUGAUUUAAAGAUAUAAUCCCCUGAAGGCCAUAUACAUUGGUUGUUUUCAAUAAUAAAAUAAUCUUGCCUUUCAA